Molecule: messenger RNA, 1658 nt
Organism: Vigna radiata var. radiata (mung bean)
Lineage: Eukaryota; Viridiplantae; Streptophyta; Magnoliopsida; Fabales; Fabaceae
Product: dof zinc finger protein DOF3.1
Exons: 1
Coding region: 435-1058 (207 amino acids)
Biological process (GO): regulation of DNA-templated transcription
Molecular function (GO): DNA-binding transcription factor activity; DNA binding
Source: RefSeq, a predicted model, not a curated record
GUGACAGAAUAGAAAGAUAGCUCAUCUUCACCUUUGUCAACAUUUUCUGCCACCGAAUAUCACACAUCUCUAACAUCUGCAUUUCCUCUUACAUGUUUUAUCUUUUGUUAAUCUUUGUGCUGUUCUCAUCACUACCACACAAAAACUUCAAUUCGCUGUCUCUGCAUUUCGUUCUUAUUCUAUGUUCCUAACUCCCUGAAAUUGCUUCUAGAUUGAAGCUUUUUGUUACACUAUACCUCAAACAAAACCUUUUUGUCGUGUUCCCACUUUCUCCUCAUUGGUGGUUCAACUCAAUUCAAUUCCUUUUUGCCACUUAACAAAGAACCUUUUUUUUUUUUUUUUUUAAGGUUAAUCUGGAUCUUUCUGCACCAACCAACCACUCAGCAUAGCACCAUUCUGAACCCAUUUAGUGAUAAAGUUAAGGUUGUUCUAGGAUGCAAGAUCCGACAGCAUUUCAAGGUUUGAAGCACCCUCAGUUUCCCGAACAAGAACAACUCAAAUGCCCGCGUUGUGACUCCACGAACACCAAGUUCUGCUACUACAACAACUACAACCUCUCUCAGCCGCGUCACUUUUGCAAGAACUGCAGAAGGUACUGGACAAAGGGUGGUGCUUUGAGAAACAUCCCUGUUGGGGGUGGAAGCAGAAAGAGCACAAAACGUUCUUCAACCUCAAAACGGUCCUCUGCGCCGACUUCUUCUGCUGUUUCUGAGGCUGACCCGACCCGGAUUUGCACCAACCCGGUUGAGCAAGACAGUGGGGCGCUCAACAUUGGUGGCACCUUCAGUUCCCUGUUGGCUUCAUCUGGCCACUUUGGAACCCUCUUGGAGGGUCUGAAUCCAACUGGGUCAGGUCUCAAAAUGGGUGAAUUUGGGCAGGGUGUGAGUUCUGACCUGGGUUUGAAUUCGGAUUCGGGUUCAAACCCGGGUUUGCAGCUUCAGAGUAAUGGGAGUUCAGAUGGUUUUCUGGGUAUGCAGAAUGGGGAAUCAACCUGUUGGAAUGGUGGUCAUGGUUGGUCUGAUCUUGCAAUAUACACACCUCGCCCGAGUUUUCAAUAGAAGUUGCUGAAAAAACAAAUAGUUUUUAGUUUAUGAAUUUCUCUAUGAACAGUUGUAGGAAGAAAGAAAAUAAAAUGAUAAGGUAAAUUGAGUUUCUCAAAUUACGGAUCUCGUCUUUCAGAGAAGUUCAAAAUUAAGUUUCUGCUAAUCUCACCUCAUAAGGGAAACUUAAUUUAUUUUACAUUUUAGUUUUCUUCUGCUACAAGUUUUAUAGAGAAGUUUAUGAAUUACAGUGAUUGUUCUUAUAUAUAAUAUCAAUAUACUCAGAUACCAUGGUUGUGUAAAGAGUUACAUAGUUUCAUCAAGCCUAUCGGGAGCGUGCUAUGGAGGAACAUACUCAUACAUACAUAAACCAGAAGGUCACUGAAGCAGCAUCCUUUAGGUAAAGGCAUCCUUUUUCUUUGUCAAUUUAUCAUAUAUGGUAGUGAUUGGUUUUCUUCAAAUCCACCAAUGGUGAAAAUCACAAAAGAGAGAGAAAAAGUUCUUUUUUUUUGGAUAUGUGAGAGACAAUGUUGUGGUGACAGUGUUGAUCAGAUGUAAUUUGAUACAUGUUUUUGGGAUAGCUAUUGAAGAUAUAUGAAAGUUUUCAUGUGUUGUUGU